Molecule: messenger RNA, 1060 nt
Organism: Helianthus annuus (common sunflower)
Lineage: Eukaryota; Viridiplantae; Streptophyta; Magnoliopsida; Asterales; Asteraceae
Product: membrin-11
Exons: 4
Coding region: 124-789 (221 amino acids)
Biological process (GO): vesicle fusion; vesicle-mediated transport
Cellular component (GO): Golgi apparatus; endoplasmic reticulum membrane; late endosome membrane
Molecular function (GO): SNARE binding; SNAP receptor activity
Source: RefSeq, a predicted model, not a curated record
AACUCAACCACAAAGUGUGUAGAACCAAAGUGUUACUAUUUGAAAGAAAAAGCUCAAAGUGUAAUAUUAUCAUCUACCUGCACCCCCUAUGAGGAAUCAGUUAGCUUCUUCUACUCUUUAACUAUGGCUGCCGAUGGCGGAGGGACUCUGUCGGAGCUGUAUCAGAGAUCGCGGCGGUUGUUGUUGAAGACCAGAGAUGAUCUCGAGAGACUCGAGCGGCUCGCCGCUGCCGUUGAUUCGCCGGAACUAUCUGUUGCCGUCCGAAGAGAUAUCUCUCAAAUCCAAACCCUAUGUUCCGAGAUGGACGCUCUUUGGCGAUCUGUUGCAUCAAAACCUCAACGAGAUCUAUGGAAGAGAAAAGUGGAGCAAGUAGCGGAAGAGGCUGAUUCAUUGAGAGAAAGUUUGGAUAGGUAUAUGCAGCGGCAGCAGAGAAGGAUGCAGGAAGCACAAGAGAGGGCGGAAUUGCUUGGUAGAUCUAAUGGUGAAUCGUCUCAUAUUUUGCGAAUUUUUGAUGAGGAAGCACAAGCAAUGCAGUCUGCCCGUAAUUCUUCUAGAAUGUUGGAAGAGGCGACUGCAACUGGAACAGCCAUUCUUGCUAAAUACUCUGAACAAAGGGAGCGCUUAAAGGGUGCUCAACGGAAGGCAUUGGAUGUACUCAACACACUGGGACUAUCAAAUUCUGUAUUGAGGAUAAUUGAGAGGCGAAAUCGAGUUGAUCAAUGGAUUAAAUACGCAGGCAUGAUUCUCACAUUGAUCAUAGUCAUUGCUUUCUUGAGGUGGGCCCGAUGAUCUUUCUUAAUAUUACUAUAAAUAGUCUUUUGUUGUGUCUCACCCUUAUCCGAGAAAGAUUUUUGGUUGUUAAGAGAAAUGUCUCGUAAGAAUUGGACUAGCUUUAUCCUUUUCAAAGAAUUUCUGCUUAGUGUAUGCCCUUUACUCUUUAGUCUCAUGAUUUAAAUGACAGGGUAAAAAGGUUUUGUUUAUGUAAAUAGAAAAAUGAUCGGUAUGUUCAUUUUUGGAUUUGAUCUUUAAUUUUUCAAGAAAUUACAGAUUUGGUUCUAUC